Molecule: messenger RNA, 685 nt
Organism: Schizosaccharomyces cryophilus OY26
Lineage: Eukaryota; Fungi; Ascomycota; Schizosaccharomycetes; Schizosaccharomycetales; Schizosaccharomycetaceae
Product: anaphase-promoting complex subunit Apc11
Exons: 3
Coding region: 120-392 (90 amino acids)
Biological process (GO): anaphase-promoting complex-dependent catabolic process; positive regulation of mitotic metaphase/anaphase transition; protein ubiquitination
Cellular component (GO): nucleus; anaphase-promoting complex
Molecular function (GO): cullin family protein binding; zinc ion binding; ubiquitin protein ligase activity
Source: RefSeq, a predicted model, not a curated record
CUUUUAUUUACUGUUUUAUGUCCUACCUACGAAUCCGUUAUUUGGCAUUCUGAAAAACAAUGAAGCGACCCAGGCUUUGCUCUAGGUAACGACUUUCUACUCCUACCACAUAGAAAACAAUGAAAGUAAAGAUCAAAAGAUACCAUGCAGUUGCUAAUUGGACCUGGAAGACACCUAAAGAUGAUGUUUGUGGAAUUUGUCGAGUCCCUUUUGAUGGGUGCUGCCCUCAGUGCUUAACGCCCGGUGAUGACUGUCCCAUAGUAUGGGGAAAGUGUACACACAUCUUUCAUGCUCAUUGCAUCGAAAAUUGGUUGUCAACAACAGGUUCUCAAGGGCAAUGCCCAAUGGAUAGACAGACUUUUGUUGUUGCUGAAUCCAGUAUCACACCUUAGACACCUGCACCUAAAUUAUUGAUUAUCGUUAAAAAUCUUUCAUUUCAAAGUUGCUCUCGUUGACAACAACAUGGCUGGCUAUAAUAUUUAUUAACCUGGGUUUUACUUUGUUUAUGAAAAUUAUCUCUACUAAAUGAUGAAUGUUACGGAACCUAGUUUAUGAUGACUAUACAUACUUUUAUGACAAUUCUUUUUUUUUUUUUUUUUUACCAAAUUAGACAAAACAUUUUAUUCAUUCAAUCAUAUAUAAUGGAGACAUUCAAAAGAUAAUAAUCAUUCACGUUCAUAACGAA